This is a messenger RNA of Colius striatus (speckled mousebird), 6017 nucleotides long. RefSeq names its product NHS like 2 (gene NHSL2). The record is from RefSeq and is a predicted model, not a curated record. Lineage: Eukaryota; Metazoa; Chordata; Aves; Coliiformes; Coliidae. Gene Ontology annotation, biological process: cell differentiation. The transcript is spliced from 8 exons. The coding region runs from base 276 to 3422 and encodes 1048 amino acids.
GCGGCAGAGCUGGCGCCGGGGCCGCUCCCCCCGCGCCCUCCCCCCGGGGCAGCCGCCAGCGCACCCCGCGAGUGGCCGUGGGGGGUCAGAGGAGCUGAUGGGGCGUGGGGCAGCCUCUGUCCCCCCCGUGGCCUCAGUCCCUGCAAGGAGAGGAAGAGGAGGAGGCAGAACUGGCCACCUCUAACCUGGACCUGGAGAGCAAGAAAGCCACCCACACCAAGCUGUCAUGGCAGCAACCAGUGAACGUCUUCCUAGCGGCCGGGCGCCCGCCGGGCAUGGAGCAGCUGCACCAGGAGGCCCAGCUCAACCUCCAGAGCUUGCUGCAAGAGGAGUAUGAGGAGCAGUACACGGAGAGCAGAGUCACUGGGCAGACCUUCCGCGCUGCUGGUCACUCGCCCGCCGACGCCUCCCCCGAGCCAUCACCCCGACCCCCGCCCGCCAAGCGCCUCGAGUUCGUGCUUAUGCCCCCCAGCCAGCGAGCGACUGAAGAAGAGACCACAGGCACCACCGCGCUGGGUGCACAGCUGCCUGACGCCUCCCUGAGCCUCCCCACCAGCCCCGACAAGCAGCCAGCCUGGAGCAGGGCCUUUCCCCUGCCCACCGUGGAGGAGAAGCAGUGGCACCAGUCCUGCUCCAUCCAAACCAACAUCGUCCCCAUCAAUGUCUCAGGGCAGCACCUUGCCAGGCAUGCCAGUGCUCGGCACUCCCUGUUUAACACAGAGACCGCCAUCAACCCCAAGUCCACCCUGCGGCGCAGACGGACCGUUAUCGGAUUCCCUCACCUGUCACUGCGAGACCAAGGCAGCGCCAACGGCCCCACGUCCAACGCACACAGGCCCAUCGCCGAGUCCCUCUCCUGCAGCUUCGUGCCCGAGGCCACAAGCGGGGUGAAGGUGCCUCAGAUCAGCGCCCCCCAGCCCCUCUCUGCCCCGCUGAGGAAGACCUUCAGCGACCUGGGGGCCCGCUGCUGCCUGCCGCCGGCCGCCAUGGACAGUGUGGCCACCCCCUGCGCCGGCGCCUGCAACGGACCCCCGGCCACCCCCUUCCCCCCGCCCUGGAGUGGCCUGAGCUACACCAGCCCCUCCAGCCCCGCCGGUGCCCAGGGCCAGGCACCCACCUGCACCUCACCGGGUGGCUCCAUCGCAUCACCCGGCCCCGGCUCACCCGCCAUGGCCGCCACCUCCUUCUUCAUCGCCAUGGAGGAGCACGUGGGCAGCAACGGGCCCAGCUCCUUCUGUGGCUCGAUGCCAGAGUCGCCCUGCACCGCUGGGGGUGGCCAGAGUGGCGAGGGCCAAGGACCCAAGGUGAACUUCGUGCCGGGAAGCCCAGAGGAGCCAGAGCCGGCGCGGCUGGAGGUGGAGCGGGCAGGGUGCCGGUUCCGUGAGCGGUCGCUGUCGGUGCCCACUGACUCGGGCUCCCUCUGCUCCGUGGACAUCGCCUACGCCGAGACCCGGCGGGGCAGCGCCAACUACGCUCUGGGCUACCCCAGCGCCAGCUCCGAGGGCAGCACCAGCACCGACAACGUCUCGCUGGGGUUGGAGCAGGAGGGGCAGCGGCGGCGGCGCUCCAAGAGCAUCUCCCUCAAGAAGGCCAAGAAGAAGCCGUCGCCGCCCACGCGCAGCGUCUCUCUGAUCAAAGAGGAUUCCGCUGCGGGGCCCGGGCUGGCGUUGCCCAAGGAGCAGCGGCCCAAGAGCCUGUGCAUCCCGGCAGAGCCCCAGGGCCACCGGCUGGUGCACGCCGACCCGCGGGGCAGCGCGGGGAGGGAGCCCGACGGCACGGCCGCCCCGCACCAGUGGCACCCCGCGGACUGGAAGGCGGGCGAUCCCUACCGAUCCCUCUCCGGCUCCAGCACAGCCACGGGCACCACGAGCACCGAGUGCGCCAAGGCACAGGGCAGCUCCGAGUCCCUCGCGUCCCCCUCUGUCUCCAGGGCCACAACGCCCUCCCAGCUCUCCGCCGAGGCAGACCUCAAGACCUCGUCCCCGGGCAGGCCCACAGGGCUGAUGUCCCCGUCCAGCGGGUACUCCAGCCAGUCGGAGACCCCGACCCCUACCAUCCCAACCUCCGCCAUCCUCGGGCACUCCCCGCACCAGAUCCGGGUGAGGCCGCUGGUCCCCGAGAGGAAGUCCUCCCUGCCCCCCACGUCCCCCAUGGAAAGGAGCCCCAAGUCCAGGCUCUCCUUCGACCUGCCACUCACACCACCCGCCCACCUCGACCUCUCGGGGCUGAAGAUCUCCCUGAAGGGCAAGACGAAGGUCAGCCGGCACCACUCCGACUCCACGUUCGGCGCCAAGCUGGCGCAGAAGAGCAGCCCCAUCGCUGCCAUCAUGCCGGUGGUGACGCAGUCCGACCUGCGCUCCGUCCGCCUCCGCUCCAUCAGCCGCUCGGAGCCGGAGGACGGCACCGACAGCCCGGAGCACGCCGAGGAGCCGGCGCGGGGUCCCUGCCCGGCGCCGGAGAGGAAGGUGAAGCCGCCCGUGGCAGAGAAGCCGCCGCUGGCCAAGCGGCCCCUGAGCAUCCUGCCCAAGCCCCCAGCUCUGCGGGACGAGGGUCCCCUUUCCCCCACGGCCGCCAAGGAGAAGGGGCUGCCACAGGAUGGAUUUGCAGUGCUGCAGAAAGGGGAGCUGAGGAGGGGUCCAGCAGAGCUCCCCUCGGCUCAGACCCCAGUGGGACCCCGGCGGCUCUCACAGGGCAGCCUGGAGGACGAGCCUCGGCUGGAGCGGAGCUGUGCCAGCGAGCGGGAGCAGAGGAAGGCCAAGGUGCCACCCCCAGUGCCCAAAAAGCCCAGCGUGCUCUACCUGCCGCUCGUCCCGGCGCCGGCGCAGCUGGGAGCCGGCGGGGGGGAGCAGCCACCCACCCCCAGCCCCAUCAUCACACUGGACACCGACUCCACCUGCUGCAGCCCCGACGCCGAGGAGGAGCUGCCAUCCCCAGAGGGCCCAGGCGCGGCGCGAGCCGGGGACCCUGCCAUGCAGCAAGGCACCCCGGCGGAGGCUGGCACGGAGAAGAGCUUCGUCAGUGACAAGACAGCCGACUCCAUCGCAGAGGAGGACGACGACGUGUUCGUGACAUCCCGCACCACGGAGGAUCUCUUCACCGUGAUCCACAGGUCCAAGAGGAAGGUCUUGGGGCGGAAGGAGCCUGGUGACACCUUUGGCAGCCGGCCCAACUCCCACUCACCCAUAAAGACGUCAGGGUCCCUGAGCGGCGAGCCACCGGCCGCAGCGGGCAGCGGCACCAGGUCCUCCAGCCGGAACGAAGACUUUAAAGCGCUGCUCCAGAAGAAGGGCAGCAAAACCAGCCCUGGCACCCGGCCAUCUGCCGCAGAACUGCUCAAGACCACAAACCCGCUGGCUCGGAGGGUCAUGAUGGAGUUUGCUCCCGAGCUAGAUGGUGCAAACAGCCCCAAAAGCCAGCCCUAACCUCGUGUGGCCCCUUCUGGCCGUGAAGGGCUGGGGACGGCUGCAGAGGGAGCGUUGCUGCGGGUGGGCUGUGCCGGCCAAGUCCGUGUGUCCUGCCAAGGGUUUGCUUCUGCUUUUGUUCCUUCCUCGGAGAGCUGCCGGCGGAGGGGCAGCACUGGGAGCCCAAGGGCCUGUGUCUCUGUUGGAGCUGGGCCCUUUCCUGGAGGGAAGAGGCGGCACUGCGGUUGGGACCGUCCCGGCUGAGCUGGCUCCCGGCACUGAAGGCGCCAGCUCAGGAAGCAGAGCAGGACUGCGGCCCCCAGCGUCGCUCAGCGCCCACAGCUUCAAACUGUUUGGUCACUUUGGCAUGUGGUACUUUAAAUGGCUUUUCUAACGCACAGUGGUGAUGAUGUUUUAUUCUCUUUCACGUGACGUUGUACCUUGAGUUUCCCAAGGGAAGAUCCUGGGUGCCUGCUCGGCUGGAUCCAUGGAGAUGUACUUUGGGAAGACAUCCAGGGGCCGGCUGGAACUGAGGCCGCUGCGGCAGAGACACACACGGCUCCCGUUCAUCGUCCCGAGCAUCCUCCCCAGCACAUGGGCAACAAGCACCCCAGGGUCUGCAGGCAGCACCGCCACCUUCAGCCUAAAUCCAGCCCCUCAAAAGCCCCCAGAAUGCUGCAUUUUGGAGCUCCUCAACUCUUGGUCCAAAAGCAAAGCCCAGGGUGGCCUCUGCCAGGCCCGACAGCCUCUCUGCUCCCCCCCCCUGUGCUCCAACAACCUCCCCAUGCCCUGAGAGCCUCCCCAUGCCCUCACAGCCUCCCGGCACCACAACAGCCUCCCUGCUCCCCGACAGCCUCCCCACACCAGCAGGACCACGCCACGCUGUGAGCUGUGGGUGACAUGGGGUGUGGGUGUCCCUGUGCUGCAGGAGGCGCUGGGGCAGCCGCGCUGCCAGGGGAGGCCGGUCCCCAGCUCUGCUCUGUGCAUCGCACCCAACGGCCCGGCGACAGCAUCCCCACCAACAUCUGCCACGUCAGCCGCUGCAGCCCCGAGCUGUCAGCCAAGCUGCACUCCCCAGAGUGUCCGUGUGCCAGCCAGGCUGCGCUCCCCAGAGUGUCCGUGUGCCAGCCAGGCUGUGCUCCCCAGAGUGUCCCUGUGCCAGCCAGGCUGCGCACCCCAGAGUGUCCCUGUGCCAGCCAGGCUGCGCACCCCAGAGUGUCUGUGUGUCAGCCAGGCUGCACUCCCCAGAGUGUCUGUGUGCCGGGAUGUGCUGCUGAGCCAUGUGCCAGACCCGGCACGGUGUGUGCCCAUCGGUGUGGCGGUGGCAGGUGCUGUGGCAGUGCUGGGGCUGUGAGGUUGGCAUGUGCCAUGCUGCCCGGCUCAGCCAAAGGGAUGGUUUGUACCAAAGGGUGGGAUCUGUCCCUUUCACCUUCAGCUGCUUCUUCCUACCUUGGCUCUGGCAAGGGAGCCGCGGUAGUGGGUGACAGAGGCCAUGGUGAGGGGCAGCGGGGCAGGGACAGCCACCACGGCCAGGGCAGAGCUCAGGAGGAGGGGAGCACUGGGGGGAAAGGUCAGCCCCAGCUCACACACGAGCGUGUCUGUAGCUGCAGAGGAAGGGUCAGGCUUCAGCUGACAGAGAAAUGAGGGGUUGGGGGAGAUUUCUGCUUUAUUCCUUGAUCUAUUUCUGCAAGCUUUAGCGUGCCACAGCCUUCCUGUGAGUGGGGGAGAGCAAUGCAGAUGGGUUUGGGCAGCACUACAUCCCUCCAAGGGCCAGGGUUGGGCUGGAGUGGGGUCUCUGCAUGCCCAGGAGGUCUGCACAGUGGCUGGGCUCCCGGGGAACUCAGCCCUCCACAAAUGCCUCCCCAGCCACGCACUCAUGCUGAAUUUGAUGCUAAAAGAGGCUGCACUGUCUUUGUGGUUUCCUCCUGCCCUCUCCCUCUUGUUACUUGCACAUUGCUUCCUCCGCUCUCCCGGGGCUGCAGAUUUAAGCCUGUAAUUAAGAUCCAGGCUGAGAAACUCAGGAAAAACAAAACAAAACAAAAGUUCUAUCGAAUCUCCAUGGUCUCCAUCCCACAGCAGCCGGCCCUCCCGGCGCUGGCACAGCGGGGACAUGGCCUGGGGAUGGGGAUGGGAGGGGGAAGCUCUGUGGUGAUGGGUACGUUUUGCACAUGACUGCUCAGGAAACCAGUGGUGGUGGAGGCGGUGGGCCAGGAGCCAGAGAACGAGCUGGGACGUGGCAGGGGUCUCCUACAGACCCCAGGACGGCUGUCAGCUGAAGCGCUCAUCCGCUGGCGGGUAAGACACGUCCGGGGUGAAUCCUGGCUGCCGAGCCAGGGCUGGGCCAUGGGAUGGAGAUGCCCAUCGCCCUGGCCAGAGGAAGAGGCCCUUCCCAGCCAAGCAAAGCAGCUCCGGGCUGAGGCUCGUCCCAGGCUGUUGUGUCCCCUCGCUGUGGACGCAGAACCCUUUCUGCGGCUGUUCCGCUGCGGGAGCAGCAGCUCCCGUGCCCGGGGAGAGCCCGGCCGGUGCUGACAGCCCCGGGCUCAGCAGUGACAGCCCCCACUGCGGAAUGUUGUACUUUUUAAACCUCGCCAGCUUGGUAAAACCGCUCCCCGCUGA